CACUCAGCUUGGGCUUGUUCGUUGUAGUAACUGUUCCUCUGAACUACCCGUGCACAAACCAAGCGGCUUGUCAGCUGUGGGGAUCCUCAAAGACAACGAAUGUACCAUACGACAACUGACACAGUGCUGUUCGGUAAAGAAUAGGAAGGGGCAGUAAAGUAAACGUACGUUUUUAGAAUAAUUUGUCAAACAAUUUGCAUUUGGAUUAGCUGGAGAACAGACACUUUUCUCUCGCUUAUAACGCCGGGGAGCUCACAUCGAGACUCCGUGACAUCGUACUUUUUAAGGUGUAGUGAACAAUAAUGGGUUAUGUUUGCGGAUGAACAAGAGGAGACUGGCGUCUUGAGCUUAUCGUCGGACACAUGAAUAUUUGCCAUGCCACUUGGGAUGGCUCUGUUCUCAGCCCUGCUCAUCCUCCUACUGAUCACCACCUCAUACACCCUCGCUGUCCGCACUUAUCCACGCUUCUCCAGAAAUGACACUUCUUUUGAGCACCUGGUCCUGCACCCGGACCCCUCUGUGGGCACGGUUUACGUGGGUGCCAGGGACCACCUCUUCCAACUGGACGGGCUAGACGGCCUGCGUCUGGAGCAUGAGGAGAGGACCGGCCCUGUGACUGAUAGUAAGGAGUGUCUUCCCCCUGUCACCGAGGCCAACUGCCCCCAGGCCCGGCACACCUCCAACCACAACAAGCUGCUCCUAGUGGACCCCUCAGCCAUGGAGCUCAUCACCUGUGGUAACGUCCACCAGGGCACCUGCCAGAAGCGCAGUCUGACCUCUGUGAAGGAGGUCUUGUUCUCCACAGAGAGGCCGGUGGAUACCCAGUAUGUGGCGGCCAACGACCCGGAGGUGUCCACAGUGGGGCUGGUGGUGGGGCCCCGAGGCGGGGAGCGGGCCGUGCUCUAUGUGGGGCGUGGUUACACAAGCAGCCAUCCGCCCAUCUCCACACGCCAUCUGGCCCACGAGCCUGUGUUCUCUUACGAGGAGACAGCCAAGCUGGCUGUGGCGGGAAGGCUCUCGGAGUACGACCACCAUUUUGUUGCCGCUUUUGCUCGCCGUGGGCAUGUGUACUUCUUGUUCUAUCGCCGUGACAUUAAGGCUGUGUCGCGGGAGUACCGUACGUAUGCUGCCCGCGUGUGUCUGGAUGACACCUCCUACUAUUCCUAUGUAGAGGUACCCCUGGUGUGUCACUCCUCUACCUCCUCCCCAGAGAGGAACUACAACCUCCUCCAGGCAGCCCAGGUGGGUCAGGGGGGUGGCAGAGAGGGGGAGACCCUGCUGGGGGUCUUCUCCACCCGGGUCAGCUCUUCCAACGGGCCCUCCGAAGACUCCGCUCUGUGUGUGUACCCUCUGGACGAGCUGGACAGACUCAUCGACUCCACACGAGACCUGUGCUACACACUGGAUGGCCGGGUGAUGGGAGGAGGCGAGGUGGCCUACAUAGAGUAUGAGGUCAAGUCCAGCUGUGCCAACUUGCCUACGAACACCCUAAAGGCUUAUCCCUGUGGCUCUGACCACACCCCCAGUCCAAUGGCCAGCAGGGUACCCAUGGAAGCUGAGGCAGUAUUGGACAGCCCAUCUGCCCGUCUCACUGCUGUGGCUGUUGGUAUGAGGGCUGGGCACACCAUUGCCUUUUUAGGAGACUCUAAAGGGAAUUUGCACAAGGUGUUCCUAGGCUCUGGAGGCCGGGUGGAGAUGUACUCCUCCAUGCUCAUCCAGCCCAACUCGCCCAUCAGCAGUGACCUCCUGCUGGACCAGACGGAGACGCACAUCUACGUCAUGACCGGCGCAAUGGUGGAGAAGCGACCGGUGGCAGAGUGUGGAGAUCACUUGGACUGUCAGUCCUGUCUUUCAGCCCGAGACCCUUACUGUGGCUGGUGUGUUCUGGAGGGCAGGUGUGUCCAGCGUUCACAGUGCAGUCGGGGGGCUCUGCAGGGCCAGUGGCUGUGGAGCUUUGACCACCAGCAGCAGCAGUGUCUCGGUAUCCAAUCCCUGAGCCUGUAUAACAUCAGCCGUGGAGAGGAGACGGACAUUGCUGUGUCAGUGAAGGGCUUACCCAGUCUAGUGCAAGGCGAAGCAUACAGCUGUUUCUACCAGGAUGUGGAACGUCUGGCCACUGUCACAGACACUGGUGUGAUCUGCUUUACUCCCGACGCCAGCAGGCUGCCUCCCAUUGGCCAGGGAGAAGACUCAGUCACCAUCCCCAUUUCCCUUCGCUUCCGCAAUGUGACUGUGGCUGCUCGGGAGUUCACCUUCUUUGACUGUGGUGUGGUCCAACAGCUCUCUGGACUCAUGCCGUGCAGAGGGUGUGUAAGCAGUCGCUGGGGCUGUAACUGGUGUAUUCACCAGCACAUGUGCACCAAUAAAAUCUGUGAUGAGGGAGUCACAAUUUACAACAAACACUUCAAACCAACAUUCACUCCCCCAGCAACCAAACAAUCUGACACUCUAACUCCAACUCUCCUGGCUGCUCCAACACUCCCACCCACAGGGACAUCUAUUAGGACCACUCCCCCAGUCCUGGCCAGCACACCUGUGUCCCCAUCCACCACACCCAACCCCGAGCCAACCGCAGUCCCCACCACCCACUCACCAACCAUUGCCACCACCACACCCUCAACCACACUGGCCACUCAGGCUACCACUGCAACACUAGAGGUGACAACCAGUCUGCAGGCAGGGACACAGACCACCGCUGGAGAGACCUCAAUGGAUGGAGACGGGAGCCUCCCCAGGACUACUGCUGGAACAGGGGAGACGGAGCCGACAACAGUCACUAGGGUUGAGCUGCUAGACUGGCCCGAGUCUCCAGAAACUGAGGCUCCUAGUAGUACAAAUGGACUCACCAACACUGACCACACUGUGCCGGAGCCCUCCUCUGACACCACAUCAACCACUGCUAGUGGUGUCCCCCUGUUAAUGGACCUGCCCACUGGCUCUGACGGGGAUGAAGUCCCCCUGUUAAUGGACCUGCCCACUGGCUCUGACGGGGAUGAAGUCCCCCUGUCAAUGGACCUGCCCACUGGCUCUGACGGGGAUGAAGUCCCCCUGUUAAUGGACCUGCCCACUGGCUCUGACGGGGAUGAAGUCCCCCUGUCAAUGGACCUGCCCACUGGCUCUGACGGGGAUGAAGUCCCCCUGUUAAUGGACCUGCCCACUGGCUCUGAUGGGGAUGAAGUCCACCUGGCCCCCUCUGAAGGUACAGACUCACCCUCCUGGACCAAGGAAUGGGAGAAGGGAGAGGGAGAGUCAGAGAUGGACACUCCAACAUCCUCUGCCACAGUGCCCUCUGGAGAUGAUGACCCAAACCAGCCCUCUCAAUCCUUUACCCUCACACCUGACCCUGACUCUUCAGCAGACUACCAGUCUGACUCCUCUGAAAUUGAUCUGCCGGACUGCCCGUGUGUGGAGAAGGUCCAGGGCUCCUCUCUUGUUCCUGUUAAUGUGGAGCGGAAGAUCACUCUGGUGGGACGCCACCUUCACCUCUUCCAGGAUGAGGAUCUGAACUAUGAGUGUGUGCUGACCAUCGAAGGGCGGUCAGUGGUGGUCGACGCGUACGUGGAGCCAGACGACACCCAGCCCUCUCUCUACUUCAUCACCUGCCAGCUACACCAGUACGCCUAUACUGCCUUUGUGGAGGAGUACAAUGCCGUGAUCAAUGUGAGGAGGAGAAACACCUUUCAGAUUGAUAGUGCGGACGACCUUCAUGUGACGUUGUUUAACUGCUCUGUGGGCCGGUCAGACUGCAGCCGGUGUCGUACAGCUGAUCAGAAGUACGGCUGUGCCUGGUGCGGGGGAGCUCGCUCCAAAUGCAGUUACCGGGACUCCUGCGCUGGCGAAAUCAAGCAGUCCUGCCCAGCACCCGUCAUCCACUUAAUGGAGCCCAUCUCUGGACCAGUAGAGGGUGGUACUGUGGUGACCAUCUCAGGCUCCAAUCUUGGACAGAAAGCUGAAGACAUCCAGAACUCUGUCACUAUAGCUGGUGUCCCCUGCACGGUCAUCAACAGCAGAUAUGAGAUCUCCGCAAGGAUUGUGUGUGAGACCACAGCCAGUGGGGGAGAGAAGAGUGGUCAGGCCUCAGUCGAGGUGAGAGGAGGAGGGCUUGGACUCUCCAGUCAAAGGUUCAGCUUCCAGGACCCAGCUUUGAUGGGGAUAGCCCCUCAGAAGGGGCCCAAGGCCGGGGGCUCAGAAUUGACCAUAAUGGGCCAGAGCCUGAAGACUGGACACCCCAGUGAGGUCAGCGUGCUUAUUGGAGGAGUCUCAUGCCUCAUCUCCUCUGAGGUCGUGGAUGACCAGAUUACAUGUAUGACAGGGGGCAGCAAUAGAACUGGAGAGCAUGGAAUCACGGUCCGGUUUGGUAGAGCAGAACGCCAUCUACAGGGAGCCAUCUAUCAUUACACCUCAGAUCCUAACAUAACCAUGGCUGCACCCUCAAAAAGCUUCCUCAGUGGUGGAAGAAUGAUCCGUGUGUCUGGGCAAAACCUAGAUGUAGUGCAGGAGCCCCGAAUCCGGGUGACCCUUAGUCCUCUGGAGUCCCUUUCUCUGAGGAAGAAGAGGAGGACGACAAGGAGGAGCAGCAGAGAUGGAGAGAGUAGAGUGAGACGCACAGAAAUCCCACUCAAGAGGCAAAGACGGAUAGUUCCUGAGCCAGACUGUCUUGAAGACGCACUCUGUGUGGUAAAAAAGUUUGAGACGAGUUGUGCUGUGAGCAGCUCCUCUCUGAUGCUGUGCCCUACGCCUGCCGUGGGGAUGGAGGCCCACCAAGCUCGGGUCAAGGUGGACUUCCUACUGGAUAACCUGCACUUUGACUUCAACUCUGUGGGCAGUGGAGCUUUCAGCUACGAGCUCAACCCCAGACUUUACCCACUGAACCAGAAUGACCCCAGCAAACCCUACCAGCACAAACCUGGCAGCAUCAUCUCUGUGGAGGGGGAGAACCUGGACCUGGCCAUCUUUAAGGAGGAGGUGGUGGCUCUGAUUGGGGAAGGGGUAUGCUCUGUGAAAACCUUGACCCAUAACCACCUCUACUGUGAGCCUCCAUCCCAGCAGCCCUCUGUGAUGGCCAGCAAGAAGCAGGAGGGCAUGGAUUCUCUCCCCGAGUUCACUGUCCAGAUGGGGAACCUGAACUUCUCCCUGGGUAGAGUGCAGUAUGACACCCAAGGCCAGUCCACCUUCCCCCUGGAGGCCCAGGUGGGCGUAGGGGUGGGGGCUUCCAUCGUAGCCCUCAUCGUUGUCAUCAUAGUGCUCAUAUAUAGGAGGAAAAGCAAACAGGCCGUGAGGGACUACAAGAAGGUCCAGAUUCAGCUGGAGAAUCUGGAGACCAGUGUGCGGGACCGCUGCAAGAAAGAGUUCACAGACCUAAUGACUGAGAUGAUGGACUGUUCAAGUGACCUGGUGGGUUCUGGUAUUCCCUUCCUGGACUACAAGGCGUAUGCAGAGCGCAUUUUCUUUCCUGGCCACCGGGAGUCGCCACUGCGGCGAGAUUUGGAUGUGCCGGAGUGCCGUAGACAGACGGUAGAGCAGGGACUGGUUCAACUGUCCAACCUCCUCAACAGCAAACUAUUCCUCACCAAGUUCAUCCACACCCUGGAGGUGCAGCGGACCUUCUCCCCUCGGGACCGGGCCUACGUGGCCUCCCUGCUCACCGUGGCCCUGCAUGGGAAGCUGGAGUACUUCACUGACAUCCUCAAGACUCUGCUAAACGACCUGGUGGUGCAGUACGUGGCCAAGAACCCCAAACUCAUGCUCCGAAGAACUGAAUCGGUGGUCGAGAAGCUCCUGACCAACUGGAUGUCCAUUUGUCUGUUCACAUUCCUGAGGGACACUGCAGGGGAGUCCUUCUACAUGCUGUUUAGAGCCAUUAAACACCAGGUGGACAAGGGACCGGUGGACGCCGUGACAGGAAAGGCCAAGUAUACACUCAACGACAACAGGCUGCUCCGCGAGGACAUAGAGUACAAAACCUUGACGCUGAAUGUCCUCAUGCCAGCGACAGGCAACGGUGGUGUGCCCCAGACCGCUCCUGCCAAGGUUCUGGACUGUGACACCAUAACCCAGGUGAAGGAGAAGGUCCUGGAACAGGCAUGGAAGGGCAUGUCCUUCUCCCAGAGGCCCCACACAGACUCUCUCCACCUGGAGUGGCGUGCGGGCAUGGCAGGUCACCUGAUCUUGUCAGACGAGGACUUGACGUCGGUGGUGCAGGGCUCCUGGAAACGCCUUAACACCCUGCAGCACUACAAGGUUCCGGAUGGAGCCACUGUUGCACUGGUACCCCGGAACUCCAAGCACAUACACAAUGACAACCAUGACUACUUUCCUGGAGAGAAGACGCCCAUGUUGGACGAUGGGGACGAGGGAGGUGUGAAGCUCUGGCACCUGGUGAAAGCCAAUGAGGAGCCAGACCUGCCCAAACACAGGCGUGGCAGUCUGAGAGAGAGGGAGAGGGAGAGGGCCAAGGCCAUCCCCGAGAUCUACCUCACACGCCUACUCUCCAUGAAGGGCACACUGCAGAAGUUUGUGGAUGACUUGUUCACAGUGAUCCUGAGCACUAACCAGCCAGUUCCAAUGGCUGUCAAGUACUUCUUUGACCUGCUGGAUGAGCAGGCUCUGCAGCACAACAUUACAGACCCUGAGACCAUCCACAUCUGGAAGACUAACAGUUUACCCCUGAGGUUCUGGAUCAACAUCUUGAAGAACCCCCAGUUCAUCUUUGAUGUUCAGGCAUCAGACCAUGUGGAUGCUGUGCUGUCUGUCAUAGCCCAGACCUUCAUGGACUCAUGUACCAUCGCAGAGCACAAGCUGGGCAGGGACUCUCCUAUCAACAAGUUGCUGUAUGCCAGAGAUAUCCCACGGUACAAGCAGAUGGUAGAGAGAUACUAUGCUGACAUCAGGCAGACCAUUUCUGCCAGUGACCAGGAAAUGAAUUCUGCUCUUGCAGAACUGUCUCGUAAUUAUGCUGGUGAGGUGAACUACCUUGUAGCCCUGCAUGAGCUGUACAAGUACAUCAACAAGUACUAUGAUCAAAUCAUCACUGCUCUAGAGGAGGACCCUACAGCUCAGAAGAUGCAGCUGGGCUACAGGCUCCAGCAGAUUGCGGCUGCCGUGGAAAAUAAAGUCACUGACCUAUGAUAACAGAGUGGCCCUGAGACAGGACAGGCCGAGACCCUGAGGAAAAGACACCCGCUGUGAGGAGUAGUCCGAAAGGAAAAUACUGUGUGAAAAGGAAAAAGACCUUGUGCAUACAAGGUGUCUCUCUUUUUGGCAGACUGAAGGAAGUGAAGAAGGUUGAGGGGCACUCAAAGUGGUGCCCUUCUCUUUUUGCCAUAUCUGUGUAGAGUUACUGUGCGUAGAUUCUCCUGACAAGCUGCACAGGAGAUUUCCAUAGCAACCUGACUACAUUUAACCGCUGCUACUCAGUGUGUACAUACAUAAACUUUAUCCUGAGUAAAUUAGCAAAGCCCUGUUGAACUCUCUGGACUGCUGCAGAGUUUCUGCAACACAAACAAUGUCUUACUGGGAUGAAAUGGAUGGAUAAAGCUUACAGGACUAAAAUUAAUUGAAUAGCACUUAUUCAAUUAUGCUAAUGUCAUUCACUUGCUAAUGCCUUCUGUUUCCCUGAAUCACAUUUUCAAAGUCUUACUUUUCUGGUAUAACUAUCCUUUGCAGACAACAUGUGAGGUAGUAUUGUCUUCACUCAUCCUUUUCACUCCCCAUCAAUGUUUUUAUCAAUCCACAAAGUUGUUCUGCUUCAUGUAGUUGGACACUAAAGAACAGACUGCUUUCAAUACAUUGUGAAAAUGUUAGGUACUCCAUGUGCUGGCUUUUAUGGUCACCCAGCUUUGACAUUCUCUAUGAUUUGAAUGUUCCUUUCCAAAAUGGGUAUGAUGUACAAAUAAUUUUAGUGCAUUUCUGAUGGUAAUUCUACGGUUCCCUAUAAUUGCAGUAGCCAAGCUGAUAUUUUCCGUUCUAAUGCUGAGAUAAUGAUAGACAUAUCUAGCUUAAACCUCCAGAGAAAUCUCAGCUAGUUAAUGUUCAAUCUGCACAAUGUUUCCUUCUCUUAGCAGGGUGCCAGACUUCACUACACAUUAUCUGUCAAUGGCAGACUAGAAGGUGUUCUCAAAAAGGUGUAUUUUGUGAGCAGCAGGAGCUAGUAAUCAAACACAACAAUUUCCAGAACUGAAUGCGAUCAAACAGUUUGUUUUAGAAAAUGGCUGGUUAUGUGUGACCAAUAUGACAUUUUCUGUCAACACUGUGGGAUGCGACGACUAACAAGCAAGUUGUUCCUGUUUGCAGGUUUUUCCGACACUUGAUUAUUUGAACAAAUCACGAUUUAGCAGGGUGUGUAUCUUUUGAAUUUCGGAAGGGGGGAGGUGACAUUUGUCCUUCUGACUUAAAAGAAACUUGCAGAGAAAGGGGGGUGAAGCUACAUUCGGCUUCCGCUCCUCAUUCUAGUAUCUUUUCUCAUACAUAUCCCCCCCCCCCCCAGAACUUGAAAGAGUAUCUGACGCAAUUACGUAAGAUUUUAGUUCUGGGUAUCCGAGAUUAGUAUAGUUGUAAAGCGAAAGGAGUAUGAGAUUGGCAAUAUAAUAUUGUUUAUCUCAUAAAACUUGCAGCAUGACAUGUUUUUAGUCUCAACAAUGAAUCCUUUAGCCCAAGGCCUCAUGACUGACCUUUUUUAUGACUAAAAUUAAACGGUAGCCCUAUUGUUUGAUUUUCACUAAUACAACAUUUUAACCCUCAAGCUACUGACUGGAGUCAUUUUGACACCAUAGGUAUAUUUAUCAUAGCACAAAGGUGGUUUAUUAAAAUCUUCAAAUUUGUAAUGACUUGUUCUUAACAAAUCUAAAUCCAUGUUUUCAGUGUUUCUGUAUCAAUAUGGGGGUCAUUCCUCCAAUUCGAUGCCUUUUGGGAUGUGUAAUUUGGUGGGAUUUUUUGUUGUUGAUUUCACCUCAUUUUAACAUUCUGUCAUAAAAGCACAUGUUCAACUUAAUAAAAAAUGUGUUUUCCCAUCUCAA
Messenger RNA from Oncorhynchus masou masou (cherry salmon), 9014 nucleotides. RefSeq names its product plexin-B1-like. Gene Ontology annotation, molecular function: protein binding; semaphorin receptor activity. The record is from RefSeq and is a predicted model, not a curated record. NCBI's taxonomy places the organism in Eukaryota, Metazoa, Chordata, Actinopteri, Salmoniformes, Salmonidae. Gene Ontology annotation, cellular component: semaphorin receptor complex; plasma membrane. Gene Ontology annotation, biological process: axon extension; semaphorin-plexin signaling pathway involved in axon guidance; regulation of cell migration.